GGUGCGAGCCGCGGCGAAUCUAUCGGAUUUAGUUAAUGUCCAGCUCUCCGUGGACUCGGAUGUCGCAUCGGCUUGCGACCAGCCAUGACAGACGAGCUCGCCUGACUGCACGACGCAACACCUUUCUCAACGCCUUCUCCACUUUUUGAUCGACGUUUUUUUUUUUUUUUUUCCCCCGAGGGACCUUUUCAUUUCAUUCGCCGUUGAACGAAGGAACGAAGGAGUCUGUUUGUCAUAUACGUCGAGUAACCUGUACCCCAACCCGACUGAUCGAUAGUACACAACAAAGAAAGAGAGAGAGAGAGAGAGUAUCACGUUGAUUUCUCCACGAGAACAAAAAAUGCGUGGAGAACUGUGAUUCAAUCUGUCUGUAAAAUUCUCUGUUUUAUUUGAAAGAAGAAAGAAAGAAAUCAAUUGACGAGAAAUCGUUUCGAUGAUCCUUGAAAAUUCCUUGGAUCUUUCCUUUCUCUCUCCGUUCGACGAUUUUUCACUCUGCAAUUCUUUUUCCCCCAUUAGCACGAUUUUCCAUUAGUUCGAUGCUUCGCAGACACAUUUCGCGCGUUCACUCUGUCUCGUUUGAUGAAUCUGCCGGUGAUUAAUCGCGGAAACGGCGCGUGACUGAACGAUAGAUAGGUCGGAGCGACCGGCAGCGGAGAACGAGUCGAUCCACGUGGACUCGGCCGUGCGUUCUCGCGGACUCGCGCUCGUGACUGAAAACUCGGUGAGAAUUGGUGAAAACGAUAAAAACGGUGACUUUAUGAGCGUCGUCGAAGACACGGUCUCGGGAGACGAUAGUCUCUCUCAAUCACCGAUCAUCGCUGGAUCUACAGGAUCAUCGCGUCUCAUCCUGUUCAGAGAGUCGAUUCGAUCGAGGAAGAACGGAAGAACACUCGCCGAGUGAAUCGAGAAGAAAAAUCGAGAAAUUCCAAGAAACGAAGAGGAGAAAUCGAUCAGGGUGAAAUUGGUUACAACUUGGUUUCAGUUGGCUCUCCGCCGGUGAAUCAUGGAACAAGGACAGGAUACGAAAAUGAAAAACUCGGUGGACUAUGUAAAGGCAAUCGAGGGCGGCGUUCAACCGUCUCAGAUCAUUGAGACGAAGGUGUACAAACGACGAUGGCUGAUCCUAAUGAUCUUCGUGCUAUAUAGCGCCAGCAAUGCGAUGCAAUGGAUCCAGUACAGCAUCAUCGCCAACAUCAUAAUGGCCUACUACAACGUGUCCAGCUUUUCGGUGGACAUGACCAGCAUGAUUUACAUGAUAACUUACAUUCCGUUUAUCUUUCCAGCGAGCUAUCUGCUCGACAGAUUCGGGCUGAGGUUCGCUGCCUUAGCAGGGGCGAUCGGGACGACGUUCGGAUCUUGGAUAAAAGUGUUCAGCGUAAGCCCGGAUCGUUUCUGGAUUACUUUCCUCGGCCAAUCGUUGGUUGCCCUAAGUCAAACGUUCAUUCUAUCGGUACCGGCUCGUCUGGCAGCUGUUUGGUUCGGUCCGGACCAGGUCAGCAGCGCGUGCAGCAUCGGCGUUUUCGGAAAUCAGUUGGGCAUAGCGAUUGGUUUCCUCUUUCCACCGAUGCUGGUGCAGAACAGCGAAAAUAUCAACAUAAUUGGCCAAGGAUUGCACGUGAUGUUCUACAUCGUCGCUGCUUUUACCACCAUUAUUCUGGUCCUCAUACUUCUCUUCUUCAAGUCUGAACCACCGCUUCCUCCGAGUCCAGCGCAAGCCGUGCAAAGGGAGGCCGAAUCCACAGAGAGCUUCUUCGUUUCUGUGAAGAAACUGGUCACAAAUGUCGGUUACUUGUUGCUGCUGCUCAGCUAUGGUAUCAACGUGGGCGUGUUCUACGCCAUCAGCACGCUUCUCAAUCAUAUAGUUCUUCAAUACUUCCCCAAUCACGAGAAAGACGCUGGAAGGAUCGGCUUGACCAUCGUUUGCGCCGGAAUGUUGGGCUCUGUGGUGUGUGGCAUCGUUCUCGAUAAAACGCACAAAUUCAAAGAGACAACGCUCGGCGUGUAUCUUCUCUCCUUUCUCGGCAUGAUUAUAUUCACGUUCACUCUAAACAGCAGUCAAAUAUAUGUUAUUUACGUGACAGCUGGCAUGUUAGGAUUCUUCAUGACCGGUUACCUUCCAGUGGGCUUCGAGUUUGCAGCGGAGCUGACGUAUCCGGAACCGGAAGGAACGUCCGCUGGCUUGCUAAACGCAGUGUGCCAGGUGUUCGGUAUUGUUUUCACAAUCCUCUACGGUUGUACGUUGGGCGCCUGGGGCGACUUUUGGGCAAACAUCUUCCUCUGUGCCACGUUAGCGUUUGGCUCGUUCCUCACUAUCAUCAUUCCCAACGAUCUUCGAAGGCAAAACGCCAAAUUUUAAGCAUUGACCUUCCGGUGAUCGAAGAUUAAUUGAUAGAGAGAGAGAGAGAGAAAAUGAUCAACUAGUCUAGUGAUCGAUGAUAUUGCGAAAGCGGAGCUGUGUCAAAGAUGAUUGACUCGAUUGAAACAUUCACGGCCCACGUUUUCCACUCUUGUUGUUAUAAUUAUUCCUUUAGUCUUUGAAAAAUAUUUCUGUGCAAAAUAUUGAUGUUAGAAUCUUGACGAUAUAGAUUAUUGUUAAAAAAAAGAAAGAAAGAUAUUUCAAUAGUCCAGAUAAGUACGUUGGGCAUGGUUCAAAAUCUGAAACCGGAGUUGAUAUUUGUGCGUGUAAAGAGAUCAGAGCGUGUAUUUACGAAUGAGAUUAAUCGUGAUAUCGUCGUUCUUUUCGAGUAUGGAGGUUCUAUGCUCAAACUUAAUUUCUUCUCUAUUAUUUCUUCACUGCGCCGUGACGAUUUUUCAGUAUCGUCGAGUGAUUCUGUUACAUUUAGAAAACAUUCUGAAACAUUCUUCUGUGUUGCAUUUCGAGUGGAAGGAAAAUUGCCAAGCAAGCAGUAAAGAAUCAGUUUUUCACAUAGUUUUAAAGACCAGAGACUUUCGUCGUUUGUUUGAUGAUUUCGUGCAGCGAGUUACACUGAGGAUUUCUCAUUUUAUUUACAGUGCCAUCAGUAUUAUUGUCUCUGACGAUCGUAUAUACUGCCGGCCAUAAGUAUUUUUAUCAGAAAAAUCUAAACGUCAAAACUACUUGUGGCAGACAGUGUGCGAAACUGCGAAACGAUGCGAGAUUAAGACAAAAGAAUUUAGCGUUUUUACGAUUGACGUCUCCAAGUGAGAGCCAGCACUCGAUGAAAUAGCGAUAAGUUUCUCGCGAAGAUCAGGAAGGAGAAUAGAAAAAAUAGUAUUGAUGAUAACGAUACUUGUAGCGCUUAAAUCCUUCCAGGAAUAUUACUGAGAUACUGUGCAUCCGAAUGACGGAUAAAAAAAAAAUCUAUUUAUUCUUGUUACUCGUGUAAAUGUUUUCAUCGGAUACGUAGAAUAGACCUCUAAAUCUUGAUCUUUGUGGCGUGCGAAAUUAUAUUUCCUCGAUACAAUUUGUUCGUAGAAUUAUACAAGAUUAUUUCAAAAUUAUUUGAAUUCCCAAAAUGAUAUAUAUAUAUAUAUAGUUCGAUCGGCAUAUCAAAUUCAUGGAAUGAACGAGCUUUAUGAUUCUACAAACGCGUCAUCUCGGUUCAAUUCAAUUGGGUUCUGUAAGUAAUCGGAAGCUCGGGUGAAAGAUGAAACGACGGGGAAGAUCAUUUUAAUAGGAUCGGCUGGUUUUACGGCGCAUCUCCGGUUUAAUAAGAAUGACCCAGAAUCGAUGACGCGAAAUAUGGGAAGGUGCAAAUCUCUCCACCAGCACGGAAAUUCGAUUUGCGAGUUGAUCGCCCCCCCCCCUCCCCCCCAGUUCCGAUUAAACUCGAACCCAUCGAGGAAAAAUUAAUUACCGCGCGAAGAUCGAUUUAGACGAGCUAACAGAUACCUGAAAAUCGAUUUAUGUCCUAGCUGAAACUGGUUUAGGGAUCGUUGAAACGUCCUUAGGACUUUUGAAAUUCUAUUUUAAGGCUACGUUAUUUAGUAUAAGGCGUUCCUUUCGUUCCAAAUAUUACCCGUGACAGUACAGAUGACAAUAAUCGUUAGCUACACGUACAAAGAAAGAAAAAAAAAAAGGGGAAAAAAGGAAAAAAAACGAGUGUUAGAUUUAAUAGAUUUAACGAUAGGAUAUUAUCGUGUGUCCUAAAGUCGCGGGGCCAGUCGUGUAGAAACGAAUAACACUGUUGACAAUAAAAAUCUAUCAAUAAGAGAAGCCAAGGAUUCGAGAUCGAUAGACAGAUAGUUUGUUUCUAUAUUUUUAUAACGUUCUACGCUGCACAAAGGAAAUAAUCGAAAGAAGGAAAAUUGCACACCGUUUACUUUCACCUUGCUGUUCUUAGACACUUUUCACGUUUGAAAAAAAAAAAGAAGAAUAAAAAAAAAACGACUGUACACUUUCUUCGCUUGCAAAGACGAAUUAACCAGACGAAGAGAAUUCUUCCGGGGACCGUUUGUCAAUUAAUUCCAACGAAUCCUUCGAGAGA
This is a messenger RNA of Frieseomelitta varia, 4466 nucleotides long. RefSeq names its product feline leukemia virus subgroup C receptor-related protein 2-like. The record is from RefSeq and is a predicted model, not a curated record. NCBI's taxonomy places the organism in Eukaryota, Metazoa, Arthropoda, Insecta, Hymenoptera, Apidae. Gene Ontology annotation, molecular function: heme binding; heme transmembrane transporter activity. Gene Ontology annotation, cellular component: membrane. Gene Ontology annotation, biological process: transmembrane transport; heme export. The transcript has 9 exons. Bases 1004 to 2356 code for a protein of 450 amino acids.